Molecule: messenger RNA, 512 nt
Organism: Trematosphaeria pertusa
Lineage: Eukaryota; Fungi; Ascomycota; Dothideomycetes; Pleosporales; Trematosphaeriaceae
Exons: 1
Coding region: 86-400 (104 amino acids)
Source: RefSeq, a predicted model, not a curated record
CCGCCCAUCGCUGAGAGAAUGAGAUUUCAACAUGAGCGCCUCUGAGCUCGAAAUGGCUUAGCAACGAAGAAUCCACGGGAUCGGGAUGGUACCUCCCCCUUGUCUUUCCCCACCGUCUUCCACCUCUCACCUCCCGAACCAACCUUAUCCCUUCAGGUCCAAAGACGACGGCAGCGGCGAAACAAUCGGCAAGGACAGCGGUCGCACAAUCAUCAACAUUCUGAAUAAGAACCCAAAGAAAGAUGCAGAGCCGUAUGACCAGGACGACAUGGAUCAUAUGCGGAACGUUGUCGCGUAUUGCAAGCGACAUCUCGCGCAGGAGGAAAUGGCCAAGCAGGAUACGGAUAGCAAGAGUUAUAAGAGUCCGAAGAAUUGGGGACAUAAUGCACUUAAGGCGUGAUGAGACGAAUGCACUUCGAGAAGGAAUGUAAGUAAAGUGAGUUGAUAAUGACAUUAUGCUCGUGCUUGCAAGACAGAUAUAUGCAAUAUUGGAACAAUGGCCGAAUAUCAUC